AUGCCAUUAUGUGAUCCAGCCGAGUUGACGAGGAUUUCAAUGCGAAUUGCCGACGACGGUAAAAUGACCUUCGUCGAUGCUCGGGUCUCUCAACUACUCGGUCUUACCCCUGAUCAACUUGUUGGGCGAUUUUGGUGGCAAGUGGUACAUCCAUCCGAUGAGCAAUCUUUGCACGAAUCGUUCAUGGCCAUGAUGACGCGUGAUCAACCAAUGCGACUAAACCUGCCGUAUUCGAUCAGGCGAACGACUAUCGACCGUGUAGUAUCUCGGCGUACAAGUUCCUCAACCCGUUCAACGAUCAGUUCGAAUUCGUCGUCGCCACGCAUCACAUCCUACCGGGGACGAAGAAUCGUGGAUUCCGACCUCCACAGAACCCGGUCCUGCCUAUGUCCCUCCCGGUUGCCGCGGACUACGCCACUCAGGAUUGGCGACCGCAACAAGAUGCUUCCCGAGAUGCGACCACCUGGAACGCUUGGGAUCCGCAAAACUAUCCGCCUCACUCGUAAAUACAAACCAGUCAUUCAGUUUCUCGUCCUCUUACUUUUAUUUAUUUCACGUGAUGCAUAUAUUAUCUAG
Messenger RNA from Ostertagia ostertagi, 576 nucleotides. The record is from the annotation of a GenBank genome assembly. NCBI's taxonomy places the organism in Eukaryota, Metazoa, Nematoda, Chromadorea, Rhabditida, Trichostrongylidae.